AUGGUGGAGAUCCCGUGCUUAACAGCGAAUAUCCAGGAUGCAGUGGGCGCUGUGGUUGAAGAUGAGUGUUAUUACCGAAAAAGUGGACACUACUCAAGCAUUUCUACUGCAGAAGAAGAAGAAGAAGAAGACACCAUCGCUGACAUAGAGGUCAAACGACUACGUGCAGAAAUGCAGUGUCUGGAGAUGACCACGAAGCGGAAGCUGAUUGGUCGGCUGGUGCCAUGUCGUUGUUUCCGUGGCGAGGAGGAGGUGAUCUCGGUGCUGGAUUAUUCCCACUGCAGCCUGCAGCAGGUCCCAAAGGAGAUCUUCAGCUUCGAACGUACUCUGGAGGAGCUCUACCUGGACGCCAACCAGAUCGAGGAGCUGCCCAAACAACUGUUCAACUGCCAGGCCCUGAAGAAGCUGAGUAUGCCCGACAACGACCUGUCCAACCUGCCCACCACCAUCGCCAGCCUGGUCAACCUCAAGGAGCUAGACAUCAGUAAAAACGGGAUCCAGGAGUUUCCAGAUAACAUCAAGUGCUGUAAAGGCCUGUCUGUGGUAGAGGCCAGUGUUAACCCCAUCACCAAACUCCCAGAAGGUUUCACGCAGCUCCUCAAUCUCACUCAGCUUUUCCUCAACGAUGCCUUCCUCGAGUACCUGCCCGCAAACUUCGGCAGACUCUCCAAACUACGAAUCCUGGAGCUGAGGGAAAACCACCUGAAAACAUUGCCAAAGUCAAUUCACAGACUCACACAGUUGGAGAGAUUAGAUUUGGGUAGCAACGAAUUCUCAGAAAUGCCCGAAGUAUUAGAACAGAUUCACAAUUUAAAGGAGCUGUGGAUGGAUAACAACUCUCUACAAAACAUACCAGGGUCCAUAGGGAAGUUGCGGCAGUUGCGAUACUUAGAUUUAGCGAAGAAUCGGAUCGAGUCGCUGGAUUCGGAUAUUUCAGGCUGCGAGACUUUAGAAGAUCUGCUGCUUUCUUCAAAUAUGCUCCAACAGCUCCCCGACUCCAUAGGAAUGCUGAAGAAACUGACGACGCUGAAGGUGGACGACAACCAGCUGACCUCACUGCCAAACUCCAUCGGGAGCCCAAAGCCCAAGCAAGGUCUGUCUCUGUUGGAGGAGUUGGACUGUAGUUGUAACGAACUGGAGUCUUUGCCCCCCACCGUCGGAUACCUGCACAGUCUGAGGACGUUUGCUGCUGACGAGAACUUCCUCACGGAGCUGCCACGAGAGAUCGGUAACUGCAGGAACGUGACAGUCAUGUCUUUGAGAUCCAACAAACUGGAGUUCCUCCCGGACGAGAUCGGGCAGAUGACCAAACUCAGAGUGCUCAACCUCAGCGACAACAGGUUGAAGAAUCUGCCGUUUACUUUCACGAAACUCAAAGAUCUAGCGGCUCUGUGGCUCUCCGACAAUCAGUCCAAGGCUCUGAUCCCGCUGCAGACUGAGGCCCAUCCUGAGACCAAACAGAAAGUUCUCACCAACUACAUGUUCCCUCAGCAGCCCAGGCACGACGAAGAUUACCAGUCAGACAGCGACAGCUUUAACCCGACCCUGUGGGAGGAGCAGCGGCAGCAGAGGAUGACCGUGGCCUUUGACUUCGAGGACAAGAAAGAAGACGAGGACAACACUGGGAAGGUCAAGGUGGAGAUAAACCUGAAGCGUUACCCGACUCCGUACCCCGAGGAUCUGAAGAACAUGGUGAAGUCGGUGCAAAGCCUCGUGGGUAAGAGCGUGCACGCAGGUCACCACCACCAACACCAGAUGAGUGGCGGCACGGUCACCACGGCGACCAACAUGGAACAUUCGCAUAUGGGCAAGGAGCCGUACGAGCCGCCCUGGCCGCUACCGCCGAAAGAGGUGACAGAUCGAGAGAUGCAGGAUUUCUCUCAGAGCCAACUCAUGGACCAGGGGCAGAUGCACAACUCAGGCAUCGACAUCCCCAAAAGGAAAGACAAGGAGGACCUCACAGAGAGCUCAGAGGACUCGAUGGGGGGCUCUCCUAAUGACAUCCGCAUCUCGGACAUGAGGCCCACCCUGGUGGAGCCUCCCAUGUACAAACCAAAGGUGGUGCUGCUCGGGAAGGACAAGAAAGAGUCGACUGACGAGGAGGUGGAUAAAAUGCACUGUCUGAACCACAGCGGGUCUUCGGCCACAUACUCAGACUAUUCUCCGUCUCAGGGCUCCUCGGGCUCCUCCAACCCCCCCAACGCUCACAACCUGCCCCACAACCACCCGCACGCCCCCACCAUGGUGCCCCCCACCAAAGAGCAGGCCCCCCAGACACACUGGACCAACAGACUAGCACAGUCCUUCCCAAAGCCCAUCGACUCCAAGCCCCUGCUGUCCCAGAGGGAAACCCCACCAUCUGGGACGCUCCAACAGCGAGGGGACCGCCGCCCGCUGAGCGAGCCGUUUGAUUGGACAGAAGCUCCUCACUAUGACAACACAGGCUUUGACGCCGAAGAGUCGGCUCUGGAGCCAUCCUCCUCCAGUCAGGGCAACCCUCCGCUGGGCUCCAAGCCCCGCAGCCAGUCCGCCCACGGCCGCAGGCCUCUGCUGAGGCAGGAGCGCAUCGUGGGGGUCCCUCUGGAGCUAGAUGCCCAGACUCUGCCCUACCACAGCUCCCAGAGGCCCACCCCCGACCAGGACCCGUCCGGCUCUCAGAACCCCUGGCAGAACUGGACCAGGACCCCCAGUCCUUUGGAGGACCGCACCGCCUUCCCCUCCAAACUGGACAUGACCCCCAGCUCCAGCCCCCAACCUGACCGCAAAGACUUGGACCAACGGCGCUCUGAUCAAAGCGCGGGCCCCUUGCCCGGCAGCUGGUCCUAUAAUCAACAUGAACAGACCAGGAAGGACCAGCUGACGGUCACCGGGAGCAACAAGGUCACCGUGGUGAUGAGCAAAAGCUCGGACCGUCUGUCGCCCAUGAUGAGGGAAACCAGGUCAAAGUUCAAGAAGUCUCAAAGUAUCGAUGAGAUUGACAUUGGGUCCUACAAAGUCUACAGUAUUCCAGUGGACAGUUACAGCUCGUCCAUCGAGCAGCAGACCAGUCUGGACCGACCCGAGCUGCCCGGGUCUAUGGAGCAGAGCAGUAUGUCGCGCUCUCAGUCUGCGCCCAUGCUCGACGAUGACCUGGUGUUUAUGGGUCACGGGGUCAACCAGAACCAGUCCGGGCAGAACCAGAAGCCCAACAUCCCCCAGAAGGCCUAUCACUUUGACCAGAACUACAACCCACAGGUUACCAUGGACCGCCGCGUUCCUCCCCCGUUCCCCAACACUCCCGACUACGUGAACCACUCAACGAAGGCCAUCGAGUACCUGAACCAGCCGUCCAAGACCCUGACGAAGGACCUGGUGAGCCCGCGCUACAGAGACUACCCUCCCAUAGAGAUGUUCUCCUUCCCCCAGCCCCCCCAGACUCAGGACGGGCCCCAAACGCAGUCCCAGCAGCCCCUCCCCUCACAGAGAUCCAGGCCGGGUUUCCUCAGGCGUGCGGACUCUCUGGUCAGCUCCACAGAACUGGCACUUUUCCGCAGAGUCCAGGAAGCCCAACAGGAGGCGCUACAGGAGCAGUACAGGCAGCAGAUGGAGCCUCCACUUUAUGGUCGAGCUCUGGCCUAUUCCACCAUCAUGGACCAGUCCGCCCUCUCCAACAUGGCCGACUCCCAGACCCAGAUGCUGCACAACAAACGCAACGGUCGCUAUGACGAUGACUACAGCGCGUACCAGGACCAGAAGAAGCCCAUGAUCGGGUACCCCACCAAGAGCCUAACGCAGCGGCGCCCCCUGUCUGCCCGAAGCUACAGCACGGAGACAUAUGGAGCCUCACAGGCGCGUCCCGUCUCCGCCCGUCCGACCAUGGCCGCCCUUUUGGAGAAGAUGCCCCCUGAUUACACUCUGGCCACGUGUCCCGAGAAAGCAUCAGAAGACACGAUCAAAGUGCGUCCGGUGGUCCCCCAAAAACCUGAAGAUAUCACAUCCAAAAUGCCCCCCGACUGGAGACAACAGCUGCUCAGACACAUCGAGGCUAAGAGACUGGACCGGAGUGGUGUCCUAAAGCACAACACGCUCACGCUGGGCAUGCUCUGUCAGGGCGGGGGGCACUUUAACCUUUACAAUAACAAUAAGCAUGAGCCCCCUGCUGGCCGCUGGCUGCCACUGCCUCCUCCUCCGAACGCCAACGCUACGCCCUCUCAGCAGUCGGCCAUCUUGGAUAACGACCAGGAAGGAGGGACCGCGGGGAACCAGUGGGUGCCCUACUCACUGGGACGAAGAGACGUGCCCCCGGAUAACCUCAUGAAGAAGGGUGGCCACGCCCAUAACCCAUCCCACCAAACGCACAACGCCAUGAUCGUCACCACCUCCUCCUCCUCUGCCACCAUCUCUCAUCGCGUGGGAGGGCAGCAGGGCUACGACAACAUGAUGAACAAGGGGGGGCAGUACCAGCCUGGGAUGCCCCUGUCUGUGGUGCCAGCGGGGCAGUACCAGGCCUCCAUGCAGCAAGCCCUCCCAGCCCCGGGACAGGCCUACCCCAGCUCAGGCUUACCCAUGGCCCUGUCGCCUUCAGGAAACCAGCCCCAGUUCCCCUCCCACCAGCCCACACUGCCCGCCACCAACCCCCAGUACCACGCCAACCAGGGCAUGAGCCACGGCAACCAGAACGUCAUGCACGGCAACCAGGUGGCCAUGCACAGUAACCAGGUCGUCACGACAACCCACACCAACCCCCGGCCCCAGAGCGCUCGCUGCCUCCUGCAGACCAAAGGACAGAAGAGCACCGACGGCUUCCAGGAACAGCUCUGUGUGCGGAUAGAGAAAAAUCCCGGCCUUGGCUUCAGUAUCUCUGGAGGCAUCAGUGGUCAGGGGAACCCCUUCAAACCCUCCGAUAUGGGUAUCUUUGUUACUAGGGUACAGCAUGACGGGCCCGCAGCCUCCGUCCUGCAACCGGGAGACAAAAUACUGCAGGCCAAUGGACAUAGUUUUCUGAACCUGGAGCACGACGUGGCCGUGUCUUUGCUCAAAAGCUUCACUCGGACAGUGGACUUGGUGCUUCUGAGGGACAGCAGCUCACACUAG
Messenger RNA from Periophthalmus magnuspinnatus, 5073 nucleotides. It is a transcript of the gene lrrc7, whose product is annotated as leucine rich repeat containing 7. The transcript is spliced from 35 exons. The record is from RefSeq and is a predicted model, not a curated record. Bases 1 to 5073 code for a protein of 1690 amino acids. Lineage: Eukaryota; Metazoa; Chordata; Actinopteri; Gobiiformes; Gobiidae. Gene Ontology annotation, cellular component: postsynaptic membrane; adherens junction; postsynaptic density. Gene Ontology annotation, molecular function: protein binding. Gene Ontology annotation, biological process: neurotransmitter receptor transport postsynaptic membrane to endosome; neurotransmitter receptor transport, endosome to postsynaptic membrane.